GGGGCGGGGCGCGCGCAUGCGCGGAGCGAGGCGGCGGGUGCUGCGGAGCCGGGGCUGCCGGGGCUGCGGGCGCCAUGUCGGGCCGCUCGGUGCGCGCCGAGACCCGCAGCCGCGCUAAGGAUGACAUCAAAAAAGUGAUGGCGGCCAUCGAGCGCGUCCGCAGAUGGGAGAAGAAGUGGGUGACGGUGGGCGACACCUCGCUGCGGAUAUUUAAGUGGGUGCCGGUGGCGGACAGCAAAGAGAAAGAGAAAUCCAAAUCAAGUAGCAGCACUGCCCGAGAACCCAAUGGCUUCCCAGCUGACACCUCUGCCAACUCCUCUCUCCUCCUGGAGUUCCAAGGUGCUGUCUCUGCAGAUGAGAACAGCAACCAGAGCUCCCUGUCAGACGUCUACCAGCUCAAGGUGGACAGCAGCCCCAACUCCAGCCCCAGUCCGCAGCAGAGCGAGUCUAUGAGUCCUGCCCACACGUCCGACUUCCGCACGGAUGACUCGCAGCCACCCACACUGGGGCAGGAGACACUGGAAGAGCCUUCCCUGCCUUCCUCGGAAGUUGCAGAUGAGCCUCCCACUCUAACAAAGGAAGAGCCAGUCCCCCUUGAGACUCAGGUUACUGAAGAGGAGGACGACUCCGGUGCACCGCCUCUGAAGAGAUUUUGUGCCGAUCAGAACUCUGUGUGCCACACGGCCUCGGAGAGCUAGCUUGCCUGUCCCCAGGGAGAGCGCCUUCGCCAGCCCCUCGCAGAGCUGCCCGCCCUCCCCUGGGGGGACGGGGUGCUUCCUUUCAGUCUGCCCCUUCCCCAGGGACAGGCGCUCCUGCCACUCGCCAUCCAGCCUGCCCUUCCCUGCCCAGGGGCCUCCUGCCAGCCCCCCGGAGGCAGCCUGCGCUCCCCGGGGCUGAUGGGGCUGCCACCAGUACCUGCAAACUUGCCUCUAUUUAUUGGCUCCCUCUCUCCCUGCUGACCUGUCCUGUAGCGUGGGGGUCUCCGGUGGGUGGUCUGCAUGCACGGGGUGGGCAGUUGUCCACGGGGCUCUCGGUGGCCCCCAGGGCACUGUGGUGGGUGCUGUUUGCCUGCUGCUGGCUCCCCUGCCCGCCCUCCCCUGGGUGCUGCGAGCCAGAGGGCUGCCCUCCCCCCACGUGAAGGGUCUGUCUGCCCCUCUGCGGGUGGUGAGACGUGUGGGGGUGGCUGCGGGUGAGGCUGAGCCCCCUGCCCUGCCACGGCAGGACCCCGCUGGGACGCUGUGCAAUAAGCUGCUAGUUUAAGCCAUUAGUGUUGGGAGAGAGGGGAGCGCUCCCACCCUCAGGGGGGUCGCCUCUGCUCUGCCGCGGGCGCCAGCAUAAGGACCCCCACCCUGUCAGGGCCGGCUGCAUUGGGCCCCCCCGGCCGAGAGCAGGGGGAGUUGCUCCCCCGUGCCCAGCAGAGCCCUGCACCGGCCUAGGUACCAUCCCGGUACGAGGGAGGAUGCGGCAGGGUGCCCUCCCCCCCCCCCCCCCCCUCCCCGCAGGAAGCCCCCCCACCCCUGGCCCCCAGCUCCUGCCGCCAGCCCCCAGCCUCCCCCGCCGCCACUGCAUGUCCUGCCGAGUCUGUGAUCGAGCCUGGCGAAGCCGAAGGCGCGGCCGCGCGUGGAAGUGGAAAGUUAUUUUAGCACUGAAUAGAAUAUUUUUAAAAUUAAACUAUUUGAAAUACA
This is a messenger RNA of Falco peregrinus (peregrine falcon), 1685 nucleotides long. RefSeq names its product BAF chromatin remodeling complex subunit BCL7B (gene BCL7B). The record is from RefSeq and is a predicted model, not a curated record. The transcript has 6 exons. Bases 75 to 698 code for a protein of 207 amino acids. NCBI's taxonomy places the organism in Eukaryota, Metazoa, Chordata, Aves, Falconiformes, Falconidae.